CAAAUUUAGUUUCAAACUGAUGAUGUUUAUUGAAAACUGAGCUGGAAAUUGAAAUAUAAUUAUGUGUAUUGAUUUAAAUAAGGAAGGAACCAGUACUCGUGUACGUGAUACCAAAUCGAUAUGGUUGGGUAAUGCCACUGUGUAUUAAUUAAGUGCAUGUGUGCUACACGAAAAAGAUACAGAAAAGAAGGAUAAGAUAAACAUUUUUAAUUUGUUUUAAAAAAUGAUUGCAGAAAUAUAUGUUUCUAUGCAUAAGCGAAGUAUACAGUUUGGUGUGCAGAUCAAUGGCCCGCUGCUAAACCAAUGGUCAUGCAAUGUCAGCGACUGGAAUCACGUCUGGAGACACAUUAAGCGGUGAGGCAACAGAUGACACAAAGAAAAGAUCGAGUCCGAUGGACGAAGAACAAGAUGAAAAUGGUGAAAAAAAGAAAGGCAACAAGAGAAAAAGAGCAAGGCUUGAUACAAAAGAAGGAGAUGGUGAAGCAAUAAAAAUAUCAGAUGAUGAAGACAAUACCUCGGACAUAGAUAAAAAAGAAAAGGAAAAACCAGUAAAGACAGAACCAAAGGAGGAGGUGGACAGCGAUGAAGACCCAACAAGCAGCUUGAAAUGUGACCCAACUGGUCUUGAGGGAGCAGCUUUCCAGAGCAGAAUGCCGUUUGACAAAAUGACGUCCCAGGAGGCCGCAUGUUUCCCAGACAUCCUUCAGGGACCUCCACAGGCACAGAAAGUCUUCCUCUACAUCAGAAACAGAAUUUUGCAACUGUGGCUCGAAAACCCGAAGCAGCAGAUUACCUUUGAAAAUGCCCUUCCACAGAUCGAGGCACCAUUUAAUAGUGACGGUCCCCUCGUGAUGAGAGUCCACUCAUAUCUUGACAGAUUUGGUUUCAUCAACUUCGGUGUGUUCAAAAGGCUUAAACCACUGCCAGUUAAGAAGCAUGGUCGGGUGAUAAUCAUUGGAGCGGGUAUAGCUGGACUGACAGCAGCUAAACAGCUGACUGCAUUCGGCAUGGACUGUGUGCUCCUAGAGGCCAGGGACCGAGUUGGUGGAAGGAUAGCAACAUUCAGAAAGGGCAACUACAUUGCUGACCUUGGGGCCAUGGUCGUCACUGGACUCGGUGGUAACCCAAUGACAGUGGUCAGUCGACAGGUGAACAUGGAGCUACACAAGAUCAAACAGAAAUGCCCACUCUAUGAGAGCAACGGAUCAACUGUACCUAAGGAGAAGGAUGAGAUGGUGGAGAGAGAGUUUAACCGCCUUCUGGAGGCCACAUCCUUCCUGUCCCACCAGAUGGACUUUAACUAUGUCAACGGCAAACCUGCCUCUCUAGGGUGUGCUCUGGAAGCUGUUAUCAAGCUGCAGGAGAAACAUGUGAAAGAGAAGCAGAUAGAACACCAGAAAAACAUCAUAGACCUCCAGGAUAAACUCAAGAAAAACCUCAAUCAGUGUUUGAGUCUGAAAGAUCGCAUAGAGGAGCUACACAAGCAGUGGAAGGAGGCGUCAGAGGUGAAGCCCCCACGUGACAUCACCGCAGAGUUCCUCAUCAAAAGCAAAUUCCGGGAUCUCAGAGUUGCCUGCAGGGAGUAUGACCAACUGAUAGAACAGCAGAAGGAAAUAGAAGAGAAGAUCUCUGACCUUGAGGCCAACCCACCCAGUGACGUUUAUCUAUCCUCCCGGGACCGCCAGAUCCUGGACUGGCACUUUGCCAACCUGGAGUUUGCCAAUGCCACGCCCCUUUCCCUGCUUUCUCUGAAACACUGGGACCAGGAUGACGACUUUGAGUUCUCUGGCUCACAUCUCACUGUGCGUAAUGGCUACUCAUGUGUGCCAGUGGCUCUCUCCGAAGGCCUGGACAUCAAACUGAACACAGCUGUCAGGCAGGUCCGAGUAACUACAACAGGUGUUGAGGUGGUUAUAAGCAAUGCCAAGAACAACAGUAACCAGCAGACAUUGAAGGCUGAUGCAGUGUUGUGCACGCUGCCCCUGGGGGUUAUGAAGGAGAGUGUACGGGGUGGGGGCAUCAACAGUGUACAGUUCACCCCGCCCCUCCCGGAGUGGAAAUCUGCCGCCAUACAGAGGAUGGGCUUCGGUAAUCUCAAUAAGGUAGUGUUGUGUUUUGACCGUAUCUUCUGGGACCCGAAUGCGAACUUGUUUGGUCAUGUGGGGAGCACCACCGCCAGUCGCGGAGAAUUGUUCUUGUUCUGGAACCUGUACAAGGCCCCAGUACUGCUGGCAUUGGUAGCUGGUGAGGCUGCUGCCAUUAUGGAGAAUGUCAGUGAUGACGUCAUUGUGGGCAGGUCCAUCGCAGUGCUUAAGAGCAUAUUUGGAAACAAUGCUGUACCGCAGCCCAAGGAGACCCUGGUAACAAGAUGGCGGGCUGACCCGUGGGCGAGAGGUUCCUAUUCAUUUGUAGCUGCUGGCUCAUCAGGCAAUGACUAUGAUCUGAUGGCAACCCCGAUCUCUUCACAACAAGGAGCACAGCCCCGUCUGUUCUUUGCCGGGGAGCACACAAUCAGAAACUACCCCGCCACUGUGCAUGGGGCAAUGCUUAGUGCUCUAAGGGAGUCUGGAAGAAUUGCAGAUCAAUUCCUUGGUGCACCAUACGCUCUUCCAAAUAGGCAGACAACACAGGCAUCUUGAUUGUGACUUUUUUGAUAAACUUGGUUGGAGUUAACCUUAUAGAAGUAUUAUAGAUCAGAAGAAUGGGGAUUGGAAAUUGGUAUGGGAGUAUUGAAAAGAAUCAACUUGAAGUUUUAGUGUUGUGUUCUAAAUAGAAGGCAAAUGACAAAAGGGAAAGGUGCACAAUUAGAAGUUAAUAUUGAAUAUGCAUCAGGUAUGUGUUUAUCUGUUUGACUGAUGUAAUAUGAUUCUUAAACUGUUGUUAAGAUUUUAUUUAAGCUCCAGCAGAUGUACAAGAUGACGCAAAUGUUAAUAAUUUCUGCAUACACCUGAACAUCUACACAUACAUGUAUAAUAUACAGCAAUUACCAUCAAAUAAGCUCUUAGUUGUCACACAUUUUUUUGCUGAAGGCCCAUUAUUAUGGCUUAGUGUUUUAGUUCUUCAGAUAAAGAUUUUGUGGCAAAUAACUUCACAAAAAUUGAUCUCUCUCAUUUUAAGGCAGUAGUUCUACAUAAUUUGUUCAUAACAUAAAUAAAUGAAUCCACUUGUGUUCACAUGACAGCUUGUUUUAUCUCAUGUUUGUUUUUGUCUUAGUUAUAGAUGUAUUAAAUCAUGGCAUUUAUUACUUUGAAUAAAUGUGUUAUUUAUGA
Molecule: messenger RNA, 3269 nt
Organism: Mya arenaria
Lineage: Eukaryota; Metazoa; Mollusca; Bivalvia; Myida; Myidae
Product: lysine-specific histone demethylase 1A-like
Exons: 20
Coding region: 315-2639 (774 amino acids)
Biological process (GO): regulation of DNA-templated transcription
Cellular component (GO): nucleus
Molecular function (GO): oxidoreductase activity; flavin adenine dinucleotide binding; protein binding
Source: RefSeq, a predicted model, not a curated record